UCGUGCUUGAAGUUUGAGUAUGGCGGACAGUGCAGAAUCUGCCCCAGCGGCAGCAAAUCCUUCGCAGGCUACACCCAAGAAGGCGAAGGCUUCUGUGAAAAAACCACGCACCAAACCAGUGCAUCCUCCUACAUCAGAGAUGGUAGGAAAUGCUAUUAGGAGUUUAAAAGAACGAGGUGGGUCGUCAUUGCAGGCGAUAAAAAAGUACAUUGCGGCCAACUACAAGGUUGAUUCCGAGAAGUUGUCUCCGUUCAUCAAGAAGUAUUUGAAAACUGCUGUUGCUUCUGGCGAAUUGGUGCAGACUAAAGGCAAGGGCGCAUCUGGGUCGUUCAGGCUCGCAGCCGCUAAGCCAGAGAGGUCUGCAGUUACCGAUGCGCCGGCGCGCGGAAGUAACCGUUCCGCGGGACCCAAGGAGAAGAAAAAGUCCGUGAAGUCCAAACAGAAGGCUCCGAAAAAGGCGUCUGUGAAGAAGGUGCCCGAGAAGAAAAAGGCGUCCCCUGCCAAAGGCAAGAAAUUGCCAUCCAAGGCGAAGAAGGUUGCUAAGGUGCCAACUAAGAAACCCAAGGCUCCGCGACCAAGGACUGCAGCUAAGUCAAAGGCCCCGAAAAAAUCCAGUCCGAAGAAGAAGUGAGGAUGAUAAAUGGGAAGGUGGCUGCUACCGAGGCAAAUUAGAUGAAAACCGGCCCUUUUCAGG
This is a messenger RNA of Cryptotermes secundus, 694 nucleotides long. RefSeq names its product histone H1-III. The record is from RefSeq and is a predicted model, not a curated record. The transcript has a single exon. NCBI's taxonomy places the organism in Eukaryota, Metazoa, Arthropoda, Insecta, Blattodea, Kalotermitidae. Gene Ontology annotation, molecular function: double-stranded DNA binding; nucleosomal DNA binding; structural constituent of chromatin. The coding region runs from base 20 to 631 and encodes 203 amino acids. Gene Ontology annotation, cellular component: nucleosome; nucleus. Gene Ontology annotation, biological process: negative regulation of DNA recombination; chromosome condensation; nucleosome assembly.